Trichomycterus rosablanca is the source of this 3228-nucleotide messenger RNA. It is a transcript of the gene ano11, whose product is annotated as anoctamin 11. The record is from RefSeq and is a predicted model, not a curated record. Gene Ontology annotation, molecular function: chloride channel activity; protein dimerization activity. Gene Ontology annotation, cellular component: plasma membrane. Gene Ontology annotation, biological process: chloride transmembrane transport. NCBI's taxonomy places the organism in Eukaryota, Metazoa, Chordata, Actinopteri, Siluriformes, Trichomycteridae. The coding region runs from base 1 to 2688 and encodes 895 amino acids. The transcript is spliced from 23 exons.
AUGCUAAGGAAAAAGGGCUCGGAGCUGCUGAAAGACCGUGAGGUUCUGCUAGAUCUGGACCACACUGGGGAAUCCUACAGUGCAGAGUGUUAUGGGAGCCUGGAGAAUGGGGGCUUCAUCCCUCCCCGAUAUCUAAAUACCACAGCUAAUGAUGAUGAUGACCCUAUCUAUGUCCAAUGUGAGAAGACAGCCACCUCACCACCCCGGCCACCUGGCAACUAUUUCAGAGAUGGCCGAACCAAAAUUGAUUUUGUCCUGGUAUGGGAGGUGAAGUCCCGCAAGAAGCGAAGAUCUAAAAGUAAAAGCCAUGGUGAGACUGUGGAGGAUGAGGAGCAGGCUGCCCAGGAGGAGAGCAGAUCUGAGAAGAGGAAAGCUCAGCUGGCCAGAUGGAGAGACAAAUUUAUCCAGAAUCUACAAAGUGUCGGCCUCUUGUUAGAAAAGGAGGAAUCAGCCAGUGCAAAAAAGACUGUACACUAUCUGAAGAUCAGUGCUCCCUGGGACGUGUUGGUGUUCUAUGCAGAGGAAUUAUGCCUGAGAGCGCCACUACAGGCGCAGCCUCAUCCAGAAUUUAACACCUCGGCUCGGGUUCUUCAAAAUCUCUGGGUGCCGAACAUCAUGGCAGAGUAUGUGCCCAACAGGCCAGUGGAUUAUUACACGUGUGCCUUCCGCAAGUCCAAGCUGGAAAAGUUUCUGGGCUGCGAGGAUCAUGAGAGUUAUUUUACCAACACCCAGCGACACCGCAUUGUGUAUGAGAUCCUAGCAAGUACUGUGUAUGGCAAACGGAAACGAGCUGAGGUCGGAGUGGCUCGACUGUUAAACGAAGGCGCCUUCAAAGCAGCAUUUCCUCUACACGAUGGUCCAUAUGAACUGCCGAAAUAUGAGAUCUCUCCUGAUCAGUUAAACAAGAGGCAGGUCCUGUAUCACUACUGGGCUCGCUGGUCAAAAUGGUACAAGUACCAGCCUCUGGAUCAUAUACGAGAAUACUUUGGGGAGAAAAUAGCCCUUUACUUUGCAUGGCUUGGUUUUUACACGGCAUGGCUCCUUCCUGCGGCGAUAGUUGGGACGCUUGUGUUUGUUUCGGGGAUUAUGACUAUGGGAUCCAACACCCCAGCAAAGGAAAUCUGCGAGAACGGGAGCCGCUAUCUAAUGUGUCCUCUUUGUGAGAUGUGUAAACCGUGGAAUAUGUCUGACAUUUGCCCCAUGGCCAAGGUGGGUUACCUGUUUGACCAUCCUGGAACAGUCUUCUUCAGUGUGUUCAUGUCCUUCUGGGCCAUCACGUUCCUUGAGUACUGGAAGCGUAAGAAUGCCACACUGGCUCAUCACUGGGACUGCAUGGACUUCCAUGAGGACGAGGAGCCUCCACGGCCAGAGUUUGCAGCCAUGGCCCCGGCAAUGGAAGAGAACCCUGUGACAGGAGUGAAGGAGCCGUACUUCCCAGAGAAAGCCCGACUCUCACGCAUGUUCACUGGAUCAAUGGUCAUUGUCAUAAUGCUGUGUGUGGUGAUGAUAUUCUUAGUUACUGUCAUCAUUUACCGCAGUAUAGUGAGCGUGAUGAUGUACGAGACUGGGAGCUCCAUGCUGCGCACUCAGGCUGGGAACAUUGCCAACAUCUCCAGCAGUAUGGUGAACCUGGCUUUGAUCUUGCUAAUGGGUCAGGUGUACACAGCACUAGCUGAGCAGCUCACUAAAUGGGAAAUGCACAGGACGCAGACGCAGUAUGAGGACGCCUUCACGUUUAAAGUGUUCAUCUUCCAGUUUGUCAACUUCUACUCCUCUCCUUUCUAUGUGGCCUUUUUCAAGGGAAGGUUUGUUGGCUACCCCGGACACUAUGGCACUUUAUUUGGAAUGAGAAAUGAGGAUUGUGGGCCGGGAGGAUGUCUGAUUGAGCUUGCCGAGCAGCUCUUCAUCAUCAUGAUGGGGAAACAGCUCAUUAACAACAUCCAAGAAUUUGUCUUACCUAAAGUGAAAGCAUGGAGGCAGAAAAAGGCCCUGACGUCAGUGAAAAAAGCUCAGACUGGUCGGGAGCCAGAGUGCUGGGAGCAGGACUAUGAGCUGAUUGAGUGUGAAGGCCUGUUUGAUGAGUAUCUUGAAAUUGUGCUGCAGUUUGGUUUCAUCACCAUUUUUGUGGCUGCAUUCCCGCUGGCUCCUCUCUUUGCUUUGUUAAAUAACUGGGCCGAGGUGAGACUAGACGCACACAAGUUUGUGUGUGAGUACCGGCGGCCUGUGGCUGAGCGGGCGCAGAAGAUUGGUGUGUGGUUCAUCAUUCUGGAGGCCCUGUCCCAUCUUUCUGUCAUUGUUAAUGCUUUUCUUAUUGCAUUUACAUCUGAUUUCCUGCCUCGACUGCUCUACCAGUAUAGGUAUAAUAAUUUAGAUGGCUAUGUGAAUUUUACACUGGCCUAUGCUCCUCCCAGCUACAACUACUCCAGCCAUGGCAUGUGCAGAUAUAAAGCUUUUCGAGAUGAAAAUGGGAGCUACAGUCUAGUUUACUGGGAACUUCUUGCAGUCAGACUUGGCUUCAUCAUUGCAUUUGAGCAUGUGGUGUUCUUUGUGCUUCGCCUGAUUGACUGGAUGGUUCCUGACGUGCCAGAGUCUCUGGAGCUGAAGGUCAAGCGGGAGCGUUACCUGGCCAAACAGGCUCUGGCUGACAACCAGGAGGCACUGUUGCAAGCUAAACGUCUGGCAACCUGAAGUAAACCUGCAGGGCCUAAAGAUCUCCAGAAGAGGGUACACUAAUAAAAGAAGGGCUGGAUCCCCUCAGCGCAGUAUUAAGUAAACCUCGUCAUUUGCAAUCUUCUAAAUGAUUAAUAUUUUUGCACUUUGGACUUUGUGAUGUUGUAGUGAGUGUGUGGGUCUGUGUUUGAUGAUUGUGUAUGUACAUGUUUUAGACAGAGCAUGCCUAUGUAAUUUUUAGAAUUAUUACUGGUGAACAGAUAAUGCCAAAGUGUAAAGACAAAAUUCUAACCUUGUUGAGCAGUGCUUCCUAAACUUAACCUUACUUAAACUGACUUAAAAGCAGCUACCUUCUGUUGUUACUCUGCUCCAUUUAACUGUCAUCUAGUCCUGGUGUAAAAGAGAUUAGAGGUUUUUCUUUGCUGUAUGUUUGUUAAAGAGAAAGUGAAAUAAUUUUAAAGGUGUAAUGAUGCAAGUGGUCCUGUGCUGGUGACAUGAAUUGCAUUUUUUGUGUUCUCUAAAUAUAUGAUGCAUUAAAAUAAAAUUAAUUUUGCAAAA